UAUCAAUACCAGAAUGUUGAGCCUCUUCGUCUUUGGCUGAGAUCAACUUUGGGCAAUAAGAUAAGCCUCUCUCUCUCUCUAUGAAUGAAAAUAUCUCAGUUACAGUCGCCAUAACCAAUCGCUACAUUCCUGACUCCAGCUACUAAGGCCAUUAAAGUUUAGUGGUUCACCUCUUUUUAUCUUCUUACCUCUCCUGUAAGUCUCUGCUCUCUUGCAAUAUAUAUAUUAUACAUACUUUUCUCAGAAGCAAUUAGACGAACAGUAACGACGCGCGUGGAGACUUUUCUUUUGUGUCUGGAAAUUGCUAUCUUGUGCUGAUUUGGAGUUGUUCAAUUGUUAGCUCUUUUGAUGGGUCUGUUAGUGGUUUGCUCUACGAGUGUGUAUUGUGGUAGCUUCAGUUGUACUUGUGCAUGUACAGAGACUGUGAUAGCUUCUUCGAGUCAAAGUGCUAUAUUUAAGAGACGAAGCUUUGGAAAUUUAAAGGUUUGGACAUGUGGGUACUUGGGUAACAGGUCGAAUGUCAGGAAAAAUCGAAUGGGUUUAUGUGGGUUUGUUAUGAAACUCCCAAAGGAUGGGGUGGAGCUCGCCAAAGAUAAGAAGAAAGUUGUGAAAUCUUCAGAGGAGGUUCUGAGGAUGCUCAAGUCUACUAAGGACCCAAAUUCUGCUUUUUCAUAUUUUAUGGUUGUGGCUGGGUUACCUAAUGUUGUUCACACCACUGAAACGUGCAAUUACAUGCUUGAAGUCUUGAUGACUCAUAAGAGGGUGGAGGAUAUGGCUACUGUUUUUGAUUUCAUGCAAAAGAAAAUUGUCAACCGGAAUUUGAACACUUAUCUUGCUAUUUUUAAAGGUCUUUUCAUAAGGGGUGGAAUUCGACAAGCACCAAUUGCGCUUGAGAAGAUGAGAAAGGUUGGGUUCGUUUUGAAUGCUUAUUCAUAUAAUGGGUUGAUUUAUUUGCUUCUCCAGUCAGGGUUUUGUAGGGAGGCUUUGGAGGUUUACAACAGAGUGGUCAUGGAAGGGAUGAAGCCUAGCUUGAAGACUUAUUCAGCACUUAUGGUAGCGUUUGGAAAGAGAAGGGAUACUCGAACUGUAAUGGGUUUGUUAGAAGAGAUGGAACAUUUGGGAUUGAGGCCUAAUAUUUAUACAUUUACUAUAUGCAUUAGAGUUCUUGGAAGGGCCGGGAAAAUUGAUGAGGCUUAUGCUUUAUUGAAGAGAAUGGAUGAAGAGGGAUGCGGGCCAGAUGUAAUUACUUAUACAGUUCUCAUUGAUGCUCUCUGUAACGCAGGUAAACUUGAUAAUGCAAAGACUUUGUUUGUUAAGAUGAGAGCUAGCAGUCAUAAACCUGAUCGUGUAACUUACAUUACUUUGUUGGACAAGUUAAGUGAUUGUGGAGAAUUGGACACUGUAAAAGAAAUUUGGGAUGAAAUGGAAGCUGAUGGUUAUGAUCCUGAUGUAGUUACAUUCACCAUUCUUAUAGAUGCUUUAUGCAAAGCAGGCAAUGUUGACAAAGCAUUUGAUACUCUGGAUGACAUGAAGGAGAAAGGGAUCUCACCAAAUCUUCAUACUUACAACACUUUGAUUGGUGGACUACUAAGGGAAAGAAGAUUGGAUGAGGCUUUAAAACUUUUCAAUAAUAUGGAAUCCCUGGGCGUCAUGCCUACUGCUUAUACAUACAUUCUUUUCAUUGACUACCAUGGAAAGUCUGGUGAUUCUGUUAAAGCUAUUAAGACCUUUGAGCAGAUGAAAAGUAAAGGCAUUGUUCCAAAUAUUGUAGCUUGCAAUGCUUCUUUAUAUAGUCUUGCUAAAGCAGGUAGAAUUCAAGAAGCAAAAGAAAUUUUUGAUGGGCUCAAAAUUAGCGGGCUUACUCCUAAUUCGGUAACUUACAACCUGAUAAUGCGAUGCUAUAGUAAGGCGGGGAGAGUAGAUGAAGCCAUUAAGUUACUCUCUGAGAUGGUAAAGCAAGGGUGUGAACCUGAUGUAAUUAUAGUUAAUUCUUUAAUUGACAUGCUUUACAAGACUGACAGAGUUGAUGAAGCAUGGCAAAUGUUUUACAGACUGAAAGACAUGAAGCUCACUCCCUCAGUUGUAACCUUCAACACGUUGCUUGCUGGAUUAAGGAAAGAAGGUCAAGUCCAAAAAUCAAUUGAAAUAUUUGAGAGUAUGGUAGAGCACGGCUGUCCUCCAAACACAAUAACUUUUAACACUAUCCUUGAUUGCCUCUGUAAGAAUGAUGAGGUGCCACUUGCUUUGGAAAUGCUUUGUAAAAUGUCAACAAUGAACUGCCGUCCUGAUGUCUUCACUUACAACACAAUCAUUUAUGGAUUAAUCAAAGAAAACAGAGUUAACGAUGCAUUUUGGUUUUUCCAUCAGAUGAAGAAAUCUCUUUAUCCUGAUCAUGUAACUAUGUUCACUGUCAUUCCAGGUGUAAUAAAGGCUGGCCGGAUUGAGGAUGCAUUUAAGAUCGUCAAGAGUUUUGUGUACCAGGUUGGGGUUCGUGUAGAUGGGCCCUUUUGGGAAGAUUUGAUUGGAGGGACUCUGGUUGAAGCUGACACUGAUACAGUCAUUUUAUUUGUUGAAAAGUUAGUAUCCGAUAAAGUAUGCCUGGAUGACUCUGUACUUGUACCUCUAAUAAGGGUGUUGUGUAAGUGUAAGAAAGCUCUUCAUGCAGAAUAUUUGUUUGCAAAAUUUUCUGGGACUUUAGGAUUAAAGCCUACUUUGGAAUCAUACAAUUGUUUGAUUGAAGGGCUUCUUAGAGUUCAUAUUACUGACAAGGCUUGGGAUCUUUUCAAUGAAAUGAAAAGGGUUGGUUGUGUCCCUGAUGCUUUCACCUACAACUUGUUACUUGAUGCGCAUGGGAAGUCUGGGAAAAUCACGGAACUCUUUGGAUUAUAUGAAGAGAUGUGUAGUAGGGGAUGCAAGCCUAACACAAUCACUUAUAAUAUACUCAUUUCCAGUUUAGUGAAAUUUAGUAGUGUGGAUAAGGCUAUCGGUUUUUACUAUGAUUGUGUAGGUCGUGAUUUCUCCCCCUCUCCCAGUACAUACGGACCGCUCAUUGAUGGACUUUUCAAGUCAGGAAGACAUGAAGAAGCAAUGCUUUUCUUUGAGGAGAUGGUAGAAUAUGGAUGCAAACCUAACUGUGCGAUUUUUAAUAUUCUUAUAAAUGGGUAUGGGAAAACAGGAGAUGUGGAAACUGCCUGUCAGUUGUUUGAAAGAAUGGUUAAAGAAGGAAUAAGACCAGACUUAAAGUCUUACACGAUUCUUGUGGAUUCUUUCUGCCUUCUAGGAGAAAUUGAUGAUGCUCUGUAUUACUUUGACGAACUAAAGCAGGCUGGCCUUAGUCCUGAUUCAGUUUGUUACAACCUAUUGAUUAAUGCCCUUGGAAGAUCACGAAGGGUAGAAGAAGCUCUAUCUCUCUACGCUGAAAUGCGGGGCAGAGGAAUUUUUCCUGAUCUGUACACAUACAACUCGCUAAUACUCAGUCUUGGGAUUGCGGGAAUGGUAGAGCAAGCUGGGAGUAUGUAUGAAGAACUACAGCUUAAGGGUUUUGAACCUGAUGUUUUCACCUACAAUGCUCUCAUUCGAGCCUACAGCACAUCAGGGAAUCAAGACCAUGCAUAUGCCGUUUACAAGAAAAUGAUGGUUGGUGGCUGUGAUCCAAAUGUGGGAACGUUUGCACAACUUCCUAAUGAAACUUGAGUGCUUCUUUUUAUUGAAUUACUUACGUGGUAGAGUUACUUUCCUUUUCAAUAUUUUCUAGUAAAGUAUGAUUUACAGCAGAUAAAAAUCAGUUUAGUUUCAAAUUUAACAUGUUAUUUUCCGUUUGUAAAGUGAUAUACAUGUUUUGAUGUUUAUAAAAAUUCUAUUGAUGAGUGAAGUCUAUUAUUCUUACACAAAAUAUCUUAUAUUAAGAGCUCCAUUGGUUUUCUUCCAUACUAAUCCCCUUGGGCUCGGUGACAUUGAUUGGAAUGUUGCUCCAUUUGUGAAUAUGUAUCUGAACCAAGUUUCGCAAUUGCUUUCUACUUUCAUUUUGAUAGGACAUAACAUCUUAUUUGGAUCAGCCUUUGAUUCUGCAAGAUAUGAGAAGGCACUGCAGCAUGACCUUGACUUCCUGUAAUUGAUCUAAAAGUUAUAACUUUCUUAAGCUAUGCCAUGAAAAUCUUUCAUCAAUUUUUGGCCUAUGGUUAUAGCCUUCCUCACGUGCUGCAUAUACAGGGUAGUGUCGCUUCACUGAUUGGUGCACUGAUGCUGGUUCUUAUGUCUUCGUUCAAGGUUAGAAGUUACACGUCAUAUGCAAGAUGCAGCAAUUUUCUGAGGAGGGAUCGCAACGUACAGACUAGAGAAUUGGCUUCAUGAAUGAAAUUUUGGCUGCAAUGGACACUGUGAAGUGUUAUGCAUGGGAGAGUAGUUUCCAGUCCAAUACUCCAAUGUACAAAGUGUCCGUACUGAUGAAGUCCUUCUAGCAGGAAGAGAAAGUGGAAUUAUCCCAAAUGUAUUCAGUGAGGGCAUAUUCAGCUCCGGCUGGUCAGGCAUUGAUAACGACUUCCUCUGCAUUUGUUUGCUUGCUCACGAUUGGUAAUUGGUGGGAAAGAAUUGAACAAGUUGGAGGAGGCUAUGAAGAUAAUACAGAAAGUGAUGAUAAAUCCAUGGAGAUACCAUCUGCUUAGUGGAGGGAGAUAUCUGAUAUGAAAAAAGCUAAGCAAUUAGCUGAACAGUGUGCACCUUAUCACCUUAUCUCCUCCGGCUGGUCAGGCAUUGAUAACGACUUCCUCUGCAUUUGUUUGCUCGCUCACAAUUGGUAAUUGGUGGGAAAGAAUUGAACAAGUUGGAGGAGGCUAUGAAGAUAAUACAGAAAGUGAUGAUAAAUCCAUGGAGAUACCAUCUGCUUAGUGGUGGGAGAUAUCUGAUAUGAAAAAGCUAAGCACUUAGCUGAACAGUGUGCACCAUAUCGCCUAUCCCUCAAGCAUGUUGCCAUACAAUGUUAAAUAAACUCUUUAAACUUGAAUAAUUGUGAUCUAAUCAAACUAUAAGUACAGGGAAUUUCAUAAGUUAACACAACUACACUUCUAUGUUAAGUAAGAUUCGAUUUGCAA
Humulus lupulus (European hop) is the source of this 5087-nucleotide messenger RNA. RefSeq names its product pentatricopeptide repeat-containing protein At4g31850, chloroplastic. The transcript is spliced from 3 exons. The record is from RefSeq and is a predicted model, not a curated record. Gene Ontology annotation, molecular function: protein binding. NCBI's taxonomy places the organism in Eukaryota, Viridiplantae, Streptophyta, Magnoliopsida, Rosales, Cannabaceae. The coding region runs from base 349 to 3693 and encodes 1114 amino acids.